Molecule: messenger RNA, 4590 nt
Organism: Scleropages formosus (Asian bonytongue)
Lineage: Eukaryota; Metazoa; Chordata; Actinopteri; Osteoglossiformes; Osteoglossidae
Product: CD97 antigen-like
Exons: 18
Coding region: 202-2412 (736 amino acids)
Biological process (GO): cell surface receptor signaling pathway; adenylate cyclase-activating G protein-coupled receptor signaling pathway
Cellular component (GO): plasma membrane
Molecular function (GO): calcium ion binding; G protein-coupled receptor activity
Source: RefSeq, a predicted model, not a curated record
AGAGAGAGAGAGAGAGAGAGAGAGAGAGAGAGAGAGAGAGGGACAGAAAAAGGAAAAGAUAGCUAGACAUACCUUCAUACAGACAACAAACCUCAGACCAUGAACAAAAACUGUGCUUUUCCAAGCAAGAAAGAUUGGUGGAUGAAUAUCUCAAAUUUUUAAAGAUUGUUUUACAACAGCUGUCUCUUCUCCUUUCCUGUGAUGGGUUCCAGGGUGUAUCUCCUGCUUCUGGGUCUUCUGAUGUGGGGAUCAUGCAAUGUACAAUGUCCCCCUGGAUUUCAAACAAAACAAUUUGGAGGAUCAUGUGAGGAUAUGGACGAAUGCACAAUCUCUCAAGGUAUCUGUGGCAACAAUGCAAAAUGCUACAACACAAAUGGCAGUUACUACUGCCAGUGUGAACAUGGUUACAGGGCAAAAUCAUUCAAUUUCACAAGCAGUACGGGACAAUGCAAAGAUAUAAACGAGUGUAUAGAAGAACCCAAGAUCUGUGGCCUAAAUGCCGAAUGUAGAAAUACAAUUGGAUCUUACUCCUGCAGUUGUAUAUCUGGAUAUAAUCCCGGCCCUGAAGCUGAAACUGUUCAACAGGCCAGGAACAUAACCUGUGUUGAUAUAGACGAAUGCUCCAUCACGCCAGACAUCUGUGGUCAGAAUGCAUAUUGCCGCAACACAAACGGCCACUACGACUGUCAGUGUCAACCCGGUUUCAUAUCAACAUCAGGCAACACCAGUUUCACUAAUGGCACUGGGAAAUGUGUAGACCUGAAGUGUGACCAGUACACUCUGGACACUGCCACUCUCCAGAGCUCACCAAACUUUCAGGAGAUGCAGAAUCAGCUGAGAAAUACCUGCUUAGCACUGGCCACAAAAAGUGCCGCGGGUCAAGCCGAUGCAGUUACAUUCUUGAAAAGGUUAUUGACCAUAGUAGAUGAGGUCCUGAAACACGGACCACUGGAUGACAGCUGGAAAGUGAGCAAACUGCUGAGCUCAGUUGAGGAUACUGUGCAAAUGAUAAGCCUACUGCUCUCCGAGCCAGAGACCAAAAUGGAUUCUGCACAGACAGUGGUCCAGAUCUUGAAGAGCUUUUCAACCCAACCCCAAGGUUCUGUCAUGCUGUCCUCUGAACAUGUCAAAUUGGACACCCAGUGGGAGACGACUGAAGGAUACGGGUUUACUUCCAUCUGUUUGGUCAGCUACAACCACCUCGAGUCUUCCACAAACAAUUCCUUCCAUGGAAUGAGUAAUUUCAGCCAGGGCAUGAGAUAUAAACUGGUCUCCAAAGUAGUGUCGGCCAAAGUGAGCAACCCAAAUACAGCGCAUCUGGAGAAACCCAUCUUCCUGACCUUCUCCCUUUUGAAGUCUGCCCUCCAGUCUAAAAAAGGAUCCCUCAUUUGUGUAUACUGGGACGAGAAGCUUUCUGGUGGGGGCUGGUCAGAGAAAGGCUGCAGUGUUUCAGAGUCAAAUGGGACCCACACCAUUUGUUCCUGCACCCAUCUCAGCAGCUUUGCUGUGCUCAUGGCACUCUACGAUAUUGAGGAGAAAUUCCAGCAGCAGCUGCAGAUGAUCACGUGGGUAGGGUUGUCCCUGUCCCUAGUAUGCCUGUUCCUCUGCAUCAUCACCUUUUCCUGCUUCCGCUCCAUAAAGGGCACUCGCAAUACCAUCCACCUGAACCUGUGCAUCAGCCUCUUUGCUGCCGAUUUCAUCUUCCUCAUUGGAAUCACCAAAACGGAGCCCAUGACAGGCUGUGGCAUUGCGGCAGCCCUGCUCCACUUCCUCUUCCUCUCUGCCUUCUGCUGGAUGUGCCUGGAGGGAGUGCAGCUGUAUCGCAUGGUGGUCCUGGUCUUCCACACAGAGCUGAAGCUUGCCUGCAUGCUGGCUGCCGGUUAUGGCAUUCCCAUUGUUAUCGUGGGCAUCUCUGCUGCCGUUAACUGGAGCGGAUACGGCACGGAAAAAUACUGUUGGUUGAGCCGGAAGGACCAUUUCAUCUGGAGUUUCUUUGGCCCUGUCUGCGCAAUUAUUGCUGUGAACACAUUUUUCUUUGUGUUAACCAUACAAAAGCUGGUUGAGAAGUUCUCCAGCCUCAACCCUGAACUGUCUAACCUACAAAAAAUUAAAACUUUCACAGUUACUGCAAUCGCUCAGCUCUGCAUUCUGGGCCUCAUGUGGAUCUUUGGCUGCUUCAUGUUCCAGGAAGGCACGAUUGCUAUGGUGUAUCUGUUCACCAUCUUCAACAGCCUGCAGGGGGUGUUGGUCUUUCUCAUGCAUUGCCUAUUGACCAAACAGGUGAGGAAUGAGUACAGGAGGCUCCUGACCAGUAUCUGCUCAGAGAAGAAGUAUUCCGAGUUCAGCAGCAACCAGUCCAGCAAAUCACAGGCCUCCAAGAGCGUUCAACACACGGGAGAGUCGAAGAUGUGAGGAACUUACAGUGUUCCCAGAAGUCUAUCAAAGUAUCUCUGCUUACCUGUCUUAGCUCUCCAUGACCAGUCCUGCCACUAGUCUUCUGUCUAAAGUUGAUUCCAUGACCGGUAGCUAAGCUAUCACUGUAUCUGCGAAAGAUACAUAUCCAUAGAGGAUUCUCAAGGAGUGAGGCAUUCUGUUGGUGGAUUUCCUAGGUUCAAGACAUUGUAUUGGCAGAUUCCCUGUGGGCUAGGUAUUCCACUGGUUGAAUUCACUCAGAGUGGAGCAUUCUGUUGGUGAAUUAUAGGAAUGAGACCUUCUAUUCUUGGAUAUCCUGGAUAUUAAGUAUUUUAUUGGUGGAUUUCCAAGGAGUGAUUUUUUUUUCUGUUGUUGGCUCUACAGCACAGAAAUGUAGGUGCAAUCAAUAAUAUUUAGCAUAACUGGAUACUGUUUCAGUAUUAAAGGUUGCAGAGUUAGAGCAAAUUUUAGGGCACAGUGCUUAUCACUUUUCUUACCGAGAUACCACAGGUAGUUCACUUUCAAAAGAAAACAACUGGCUUUGUUUUUCAGCACUCAUUCUUGAAACCUGGGACAAAACAAUAUUUUUUCUUAAUUUAAAUUAAGAAGAAUUUAAUUGUUAGAUUUUUUAAGAAAUGGUAACUUUUUUGAUUUUCUGGUUUAAGAUAAAUUUUAUUACAUGUUUUGACAGACUAGGCUCUUGGCUGUAAGACUUCAUAAAGGAACAAGUGCUUGUUUGAAAUAAUUUCUUAAAAUCGAUCUUUUUGCUGUUCUUUCAAAAUACAUCUUUGUCAGGUGAUAUGUGCUGUAAGUUUAUUUACUGGGUAGUAUGUCCCCCAUCAAUGAAAUCCAUAACAUCUACAGAAGUUUUGUAAAUUUCUCUUGUUCUGCUUACUUUGUCAUAUCUUGACUGAAAAUUGGCAUUUGGACUAUUGGGGUUUAAGAAUUGUACUUCCACAUUAUGAUGUUCAGAAUCCAAAGUAAGAAUUUUUGUAUCUGAAGGAAUGUAAUGAGUUGACAGUGAAUGGAGUUGAAAAAAAAUUAUGUUUGGUUUUCUCACAUAUUAUCUAUAAAGCAGCUGUUUUGCUUGUCUGUAAAAAGGUAUCUUUGAACCAAUGAAUUGCAAAAAUUUUUAAUACGUGACAUAUUUAUUUUUUAUCUAAAAAAUUAAGUUCAUGUCUUACAGUUGUGACAUGGCCAUCUGAAAACAUUAAAUUUAUUUAAAAAAAGAAUUAAAACCUACCAGACCGUGAAGAGAUAUUUCACACACCAAACCAAAAAGUGGAAAAGGAGCAGUUUGGAUGUAGCAGACUGAUUUUAUUGAUGAUUUUAUAAAUCCUUUGUAAAAUUCUGAGUGUUCACACUAAAGUUGGAACACAUUUUUGAAAGACAGAAUUUACAGGAAAAAAAAACAUUUCUACCACAUGUGGCUAAAUUUAAACAUCAAUAUCCCUUCUAUCAGUCUGGCUAUGUAUUUCAUUGUUUCAAGAGCAUUUUAAAUAUUUUUUGCCAUUUUGCAGUUGUGAACCUGGGUCUAGGACAGGGCCAGUUUUUAGGUUCUUGAUUAUGAAAUUUAAAUAAAUAGCCCAUAAAACAGGAUAAAGAAACACAGAAGCAGUCAUCAGAAUAUUAAUUUAAAACAGUCCACAAAUAACAUUUCUUUAUUAAUUUUUCAACAAUAUUAGUAGAUUUCCUUAGUAGUACAUGUUUUGCCCAAAUUCUAAAGUAUGUUUUAGUCAGUGACAAAAAGCUAUGUACACGACGCACAUUUUGUUAUAUAUGCACAGUUUUUCACUUUACAGGUUCUUCUGUUUAAUAUUUUUUCUGAUACAUUAACAAUGCUCAGUUAUACUUCUUGACCCUCUCUUUUACCAAGUAUUUCAUAAAUGACUCCAAGUGUUCGCAGAUGUAUAGACCUGAUUUAUUACCUCAUGAUAAAAAAAUACUGCUGUGCUUUUUCCUGAAAGAUUUCAUACUUGAAAAAAGAAGUUAAACAUUUUUUUAAAAAAAUAAACAUUCUAAGAAGCUUGGUUUCAUGUUGGUAUUCUUCUUUUCUCUUCUUGCUUUUUUAUUACUCUGUUAAUGAAACAGGGGGGCGCAGCGAGGUUGGAUGAGUCCUGCUCUCCGGUGGGUCUGGGGUUCGAGUCCCGCUUGGGGUGCUUUGUGAUGGACUGGCGU